Messenger RNA from Scophthalmus maximus (turbot), 2709 nucleotides. It is a transcript of the gene fads2, whose product is annotated as fatty acid desaturase 2. Gene Ontology annotation, biological process: lipid metabolic process. NCBI's taxonomy places the organism in Eukaryota, Metazoa, Chordata, Actinopteri, Pleuronectiformes, Scophthalmidae. Bases 916 to 2253 code for a protein of 445 amino acids. Gene Ontology annotation, cellular component: membrane. Gene Ontology annotation, molecular function: oxidoreductase activity, acting on paired donors, with oxidation of a pair of donors resulting in the reduction of molecular oxygen to two molecules of water. The record is from RefSeq and is a predicted model, not a curated record. The transcript has 13 exons.
AUUAAUAAAUAUGAAAUUAAUAAAAUACUCCCAAACACUGUUGCUUAAGAGUAUUGCCACAGAAAUAAAAGGUCAUAUCCAUCCCACGACAUAAAUAUAAAAAUAUUCUAUUACAACUCCGUGAUGUUACUUAACUGUUGUAGUGGUGACCAAAUAAUCUACUCAAGUACUAUAACUAAAAUAUGUUGCUAUUGUGUUUCAGAGGCAAACAUUUGUAUGUUUUACUUCACUGCAUUUAACUGGAAGGGCAGUUGUAACCGGUCACCUAACCAACAUAGUACAUUAUUAAAGAUACUCCAAAUGGUAUAUUCUUAUGUCAUUAAGUAACUAGCAACAGUAUAUUAAAUAAAAAACAGCUCCACCUUAGAGCAAACUAGAAAAUAAUGAAAUAAUGUGAAAGGCUGUGGUUGGAGACUGCAUGCCUGUGAUGCUGUCGUGAUGGCGCCCAGUGAUGUCUUACAUCAGUGGGCAGUAUAUUGAAGUGUGUGUGCUGUAGAUAUUCAUCAUCAUGGACGGUAAUGUCAGAAUGACCACCACCAAUCAGUCCGUGGGAGCGCUCCUCAGGCGACAGCGCAGCCGCCAGUUUAUUCAGCCCGCUGCACAUCAGCCCGUCGGUCCAGGAUAUACUGUGCGCCGAUUGGCCCAGACACCCUCGAAUGAUCUGCUCGGAAUUUACACUGAAUGAGGGAAUGUGUUGCUCAACAUACUAGCAGGGGAAGAGGAUGCAUUUUGGGGAAUGUUUGCGAUAAAAAUGGACCUGAACGGAUCGGGGGCAAAUAAAGUUAUCUGCUCUGCUGACGUGACCGGGACCCGGCGAGUGUAGCGCAAAAAAUCGGGAAACUGUGUAAGAGUUUGUGGCUGAGAGGCCCUGCAGUGCGCAGGUGGAUCACGGCCAGACACAGCAGUGAGGUGAAGAUGGGAGGUGGAGGCCAGCUGACGGAGCAAGGGGAGACGGGCAGCAAGCGAGCCGGAUGCGUUUACACCUGGGAGGAGGUGCAGAGCCACAGCAGCAGGACCGACCAGUGGCUGGUCAUAGAUCGGAAAGUUUACAACACUACUCAGUGGGCCAAAAGACACCCAGGAGGGUUUCAUGUCAUCAGCCACUAUGCUGGACAGGACGCCACGGAGGCAUUUACUGCUUUUCAUCCCGACCUAAAGUUUGUCCAGAAGUUUCUGAAGCCCCUGCUGAUUGGAGAACUGGCGGCAACAGAGCCCAGCCAGGACCGAAACAAAAAUGCAGCACUCGUACAGGAUUUCCACACUUUACGUGUCAAGGCAGAGAGCAAGGGUCUGUUUCAAGCUCGGCCUUUGUUCUUCUGCCUCCACCUGGGUCACAUUGUGCUGCUGGAGGCCCUCGCCUGGUUGAUCAUAUGGGUCUGGGGAACCAACUGGAUACUCACAUUUCUCUGUGCACUCUUGAUGACAAUUGCUCAGUCGCAGGCUGGUUGGCUGCAGCACGACUUUGGCCACCUGUCUGUCUUCAAGCAGUCCCGCUGGAAUCACUUGUUGCAAAAGUUUGCUAUCGGCCAUUUAAAGGGAGCUUCUGCCAACUGGUGGAAUCAUCGACAUUUCCAGCAUCAUGCUAAAACAAACAUUUUCAGAAAGGACCCUGAUGUCAACAUGUUGAACAUCUUUGUAAUUGGUGCCACUCAGCCGGUUGAGUAUGGCGUAAAAAAGAUCAAACAUAUGCCCUACCAUCGCCAACACCAGUACUUCUUUCUUGUGGGACCCCCACUGCUCAUUCCGGUUUACUUCCAAAUGCAGUUAAUGAACAGUAUAAUCUCCCGCCAUGACUGGGUGGAUCUGGGUUGGUCCAUGUCCUACUAUCUUCGCUUCUUCUGCUGUUACAUACCCAUGUAUGGCCUGUUUGGCUCCAUGGCCCUCAUCAUCUUUGUCAGGUUUCUGGAGAGUCACUGGUUUGUGUGGGUGACUCAGAUGAAUCAUCUGCCGAUGGACAUCGACCAUGAGAAGCACAAGGACUGGUUAACCAUGCAGCUACAGGCCACCUGUAAUAUUGAGCAGUCCUUCUUCAAUGACUGGUUCAGCGGACACCUCAACUUUCAAAUCGAACAUCAUCUGUUUCCUACUAUGCCGCGCCACAACUACCACCUGGUGGCCCCACAGGUCCGUGCACUGUGUGCGAAAUAUGGGAUUACUUAUCAAGUGAAGACUAUGUGGCAAGGCCUCGCUGAUGUCUUCAGGUCACUGAAAACCUCAGGAGAACUCUGGCGCGAUGCAUAUCUCCAUAAAUGAGAGGUUAUUCCCUACAGUGUACCUAAAGGGAAUAAUGUUUUCUGCUCUUCCGCAUCACUAAUUGAUUGUAUCUGUUUGGUUUUAUGAUCCGGUAAAGUGUGGGAAUGUUCUAUUCUUUACAUUGGUGUUAUUGUUAUUGUUAUGUUAAGUGAUGGCUCACCUAUCAGAUUGUGUGCAGGAUUUAUUUUGGUGUUCAUAUUAUCCAGAUUACCUUACAGUAGCUCAAAAGAAAAGUAACACAUACAACAAUGAAAACUGAUUGUGAGUUAUGUAAACUGAUGUUUUAGUUUUUAUCUAUCAUGUGAUACCGUUUGAACAAUAAAAAAAUGACAAUUACGCUGACAAAUGAAAACUCUGAUGUAACAGCGUUAAAUGUUCUGCACUUGUAAUUGUCUUAAAUCAACAAAAAAAAAACGCUUUUCUUCUGAUACAACAAUAAAGAAACUUUUUUUCGGC